GACAUGAGCGUGGAUCCCACUGGUCACCACAGUCUUCCCUGUUACCAUGAAGCAGAAGUACCAAAUUUUGGGGACUCCUCACCAGUGCCUGAAGUUCAUGGUCCUGAGGAAAUUUAUUCUUGCUUACAAGAGUCUUCCGCUGAGCUGCUUGGAAAAGAGACCGCCUGUCCUUGCCCUUCCUCUGUGGAACUACUUCUUCAGGACAGCCCUGAUUCUUCAACCAGUCCCAAACUAAAGCUCCCCAGUCCUGAGCCUGAAGAGGGCCCUGAGAAGAAGGGACAGGACAAGGUCCACGCAAAGAAGCAGAAAAUCAGAACUGUGUUCUCUGACACCCAGCUGUGUGCACUGAGGGACAGAUUUCAGAAGCAAAAGUACCUCAGCCUCCAGCAGAUGCAAGAACUCUCUGCCAUUCUGAACCUUAGUUAUAAGCAGGUUAAGACCUGGUUCCAAAAUCAGAGAAUGAAAUGUAAGCGGUGGCAGAAAAACCAGUGGCCAAAGACAAACAACAGUAUGACUCAGAAGGGCUCUGCAUUUGUGGAGUACCCCAGCCUCCAUCCCGGCUAUCCACAGGGCUGUCUGAACACAUCUGAAAGCCUUCCAGUGUGGGGCAGCCAGACUUGGACCAACACUUGGAGCAACCAGACCUGGACCAACCCAACUUGGAGCAAACAGGCAUGGAGCAACCAGACCUGGCCUAACUCUGCUUGGAGCAACCAGGCCUGGACCAAUCCAACUUGGAGCAACCAGGUCUGGACCAACCAGCCCUGGUGUUCUCAAGCCUGGAACAAUCAGGCUUGGAACACCUCCUUUGGGGAGGAUUCUCCGCAGUCUUUCAUGCAGUGCCAGCAAAGCCUCCUUGCCAGUGAUAUUGGGUUGAGUUCGGAAGCCGCUGGGGAAGGCCAUUCGUAUCUUAGCACCCCGCAAGGCUUGGAAUUACUCCUGAACUACUCUAUGAAUAUGCCAGGGGAAAUGUGA
Phodopus roborovskii (desert hamster) is the source of this 975-nucleotide messenger RNA. It is a transcript of the gene Nanog, whose product is annotated as Nanog homeobox. Bases 4 to 975 code for a protein of 323 amino acids. Gene Ontology annotation, molecular function: RNA polymerase II cis-regulatory region sequence-specific DNA binding; DNA-binding transcription factor activity, RNA polymerase II-specific. The transcript is spliced from 4 exons. NCBI's taxonomy places the organism in Eukaryota, Metazoa, Chordata, Mammalia, Rodentia, Cricetidae. The record is from RefSeq and is a predicted model, not a curated record. Gene Ontology annotation, biological process: regulation of transcription by RNA polymerase II.